This is a messenger RNA of Didymosphaeria variabile, 1305 nucleotides long. RefSeq lists its product as uncharacterized. The transcript is spliced from 4 exons. Lineage: Eukaryota; Fungi; Ascomycota; Dothideomycetes; Pleosporales; Didymosphaeriaceae. Gene Ontology annotation, molecular function: metalloendopeptidase activity. The coding region runs from base 1 to 1305 and encodes 434 amino acids. The record is from RefSeq and is a predicted model, not a curated record.
AUGUAUGCUGCUGAAACAAGGUCAGCUCAAACGGAAUACUUCAUCUGGAUGCGACUUUUGGAGCUCAGUCAUCCCUUCCUCACCACAAUUCCUGCUCCAGAUCUCGUCAAGCGUGUCGAUGCAGACCCUUCCGCCUACCCGUACGGCACAGCCAUAACCAAUGAAUUCAGCUGGUCGGGGUGGGAUCCAAAUGACACAGGCACGCAAAAGGAUGAAGGUGUCAAAAUCCAUAACGCCUACGACGACAUGCUCAACAUGGUUUACUUCGCCUGGCAAGAAGCCAACGCAAAGAGCGAUACCUUCAAGCGUUGGUUCGAUGAGGGUGAUUCCGGAAAUGUUGUCAAGGUCCUGGAGAGAAUGUUCAAUCCAUCCGGCGUGGGUCAGGCCACGGAGCUGAUGAAGGACUGGAUUCUCUUGAGGAACGACGAUUACAAUAGGUGCGGCACUAAUUCUCGAAAUGCGUAUUCGGCAUGGGAGAGGGGGUUCUUCCAUAUCUGUCCGAAGGGUAUCGCGCAGCCGAACAUGCGGGACUUGAAGUGCACUGAUAUCGACGGCUUUGCUUCUCAGAAGAUGAAGAGCGUUGCCUUCACGAUGCUCCACGAGGCUACGCAUUGGAAAGAAGUCGGAGACGCCGCAUUAGGUAACCACAUCAAGGAUACCGCCAAUGGCGCCUACGACUGCUUCAACUUGCAAGGAUCAGACAAAUUACUCAACGCGCAGAACUACGCCUACCUAGGCGCCGAAGCAUACAUGCUGCGCAAGCAAUGCACUUUCACUGACCCACCUCCCGGCACAGCCGGCACAGAAGAUACCGACGACGAAGUCGAAGAUGAACCCACACCCACCCCUUCUCCGUCACCCGAACCCGAACCCACACCUACGCCCCCACCGCCACCACCAUACAACCCCGGAACAUGCUGCUUCCACCUCACCGAGACCGAAAUACCCUGUGUAAACAAUGACAACAAUCUCCGCGGCAUCAUCCGUCUCCUUGAUGACAAAAAGGAGGUUAUCGGCGAAACGGAUACCAGCAAUGGCGGGGUUGGCGAACGCAUGGAUGACGGGAACUCGUACCACUUCAAGUCGAAGCUGAUCAACGAGCUGGUAAUCACGGGCGAGCAUCAACAUGAUUAUGUGCAGUUCACGAUUGGGGGCUUGAGUUGGGCGAGUAAUGCUCCAAAUGGGGGAGGAGAGUGCAGUGUUGGUGGGUGGGAUCCGAGACAGGGGAGUAGCUGUGGAAGGUUUGGGAGUCAGACUGCUGUUAAGAAUAUGGAUUGUUGCUUUCCUUGUGAUGGGAGCACUUGA